Messenger RNA from Lasiosphaeria miniovina, 4521 nucleotides. RefSeq lists its product as uncharacterized. The coding region runs from base 1 to 4521 and encodes 1506 amino acids. Lineage: Eukaryota; Fungi; Ascomycota; Sordariomycetes; Sordariales; Lasiosphaeriaceae. The transcript has 4 exons. The record is from RefSeq and is a predicted model, not a curated record.
AUGUCGCGGCAGUCGGCUACAAAAGGCAAGAACAGCCUUGUGGCAACCAUCGCACGCCUCACACGUUCCCGGCCUAGAGACUCGUGUCGUGGAGAGCGCAAGACGAAGAGAGGAGGAUUGAACUUGAAGGCACCCAAUCACAACACCCUGCUCGAGGCUGAGAGCGAAAAGCCGCCCCUGCAUUCUCAUUCACAACCCAAUUCCCAAUCCCAUUAUCGCUGCCCGCCGCCUGCGGUUUCCGACCCGAUUGCGAAUGCCGGCAGUUCUGUUCAUGGUGGACACGCUGCCGACCCGGUCCCGCAUCGCGAAGCCGGCCUGUCAAUGACCCAAGAAGCGGCCCGGUCGUCUAACUCAAGAUCCAAGCGACGCAAGUCCACCCAACCGCCCGGGCGACAGCACACGCCCCGCGCAGCCCCCGAGGAGGAGAAACUGUACGCUAUACGAGGAAUCAUCGAGGAGAAGUACAAACGGCGUAAAUUACUGUACCUCAUAGACUGGGAGGACGAUUCCGACACAGGCGAGGCCUUCGAGCCUACCUGGGAACCUGCCGAGAACGCUACCCCAGUUGCCGUUGCUGAUUGGGAGGAGGAAAAGCGCCGGCGUCAGCUUCAAAAGGUCCUACCUGCUUCGCCUACUUCUCCUGCUAGUGGUGCUGCUGCUGCUCCUACUGCUGCUACUCCUACUACUGCUCCUGUUCCUGCUGCUGCUCCUGCUCCUGCGGUUGCUGCACCUGCGGCUGCUGCACCUGCGGCUGCUGUUCCCGCGGCGGCUGCUGCUCCUCCUGCGAUCGACAACGACGCUAGUGCUGGCAGAGACACUGAGUCUUCGAGACCCGCGAGCCGGCGCGCGAAUAACAAGCGGAAGGCUGGAGCCAGUGAGGAGAGCGCGCCGCGAAAGAAGCUAAAGCCCGAGACAGACCUCGCCAACGACGGCGAGCUACCUUGGGCUUUUGUGGAGGAAGUACCAGAUAACCGAGGGAAUAGGCUUUCCGUCGACAUUGAACCCCGCCCUGGUUUUGACCCAUCGGAAUACCUGCCGGCCCCGCCACCGCAAGGUUCUCAGGAGACGUCCCAGGCCCAAGCAACCCUUGGAGUCAGCCAGACGACGGCCAUUCCAGACUCGCAAGGUCUCUCUGAUUCCUUGCCAUCUCAGCACACGCCUGCAGGCUGGCCGCUGCACGAAGAUUCUAGAAAGGGGAUCGCAGGACUUGAACAAGAAGUCCCCGAGUCGCACGAUCGCCCCCAGGCCAGUAUCGAGGAUCUUGUUCAGCAACCCGUCCAGGAGCCCGCGCCAUCGGAGCACACAGUAGAAAGAGACUCACCACUCAAAGACGUCACCACUCAAGUGCAAACCUCCCGACCAUCGCCAGACGAGACUUUGCGCGACGGCACACUACCUCACUGCUCCGCGAAUCGCUUGAGUCCAUUCAAGUCUAAUCCGAAUAUCCCGUCUCGUCAGCCUGACUCACGCCAAGCCUCCAGUCCAUCGUUUGGCCUUGUUGACGGCCAACACGGCACUAGUGAGCAACGGUCAAGCAGCGGCCUUCCGGUAUUUCGGCUUCAAGAUUUUCAGAGCUCGGCGAGAAACAAGUCCUCAUCACAAGGUUUCUUGAGCCAGCCAGAAUUUAAUUUCGGUCCCUCUGUCUCGGAGGCCUCGCCAUUUAAAGGAGGGCCCCCUUCAAGCGCUGUUGGCCUCCAGCGGGACGACUAUCUAGUCUUCGAACCUAGCCAAAGAAGUAUCAACUCGCACCACCUCGCUUUGAUCGACAGUGUGGUACUACCGCGGGGUUCGUUUGACGGCAGGACAGAUCGUUCCACCUCCAAUACGAGCGAUAGCGACAGCUCUUUGCGUCCACUUCAACCCCCGAAAGCCAGCAUUAUGGACGGUUUUCCAAGAGAAAGCACGCCACGCUUGUCAGCGGUCGACGAAUUUAGACAAAUGCGAGCUAGAAUAUUCGAAGAGCCAUUGGCGGACUUGACUACUUUAAGCUCGGUGCAAAGUACCAUUCAGGCUCACGAAGUUGAGCCCGGACACCCAAUAGUCUCACCGUCAGCUUUCCUUCCUGCAUCGGACGAUGGUAUAGCCCAACGGCCUGGGCAGCCUUUUGAGGGGCAGCCGGAGUUAUUUGGCUCGUGGCAAGAUGUGUCAUCCAGCGUUGCUUUCCGAGGUCUUGACAUGAGUUCUGGAGCAAAGCCUAGCUCAGCAGUGCCACAAGAGUCCAUCUCGGCCGCCGACAAGUUUAGAGGAAGCCUAAGCAUAGGCCUAACCCCCAAUAUAUCCGCCUCGAGACUCAGUAUCUCCCCAGAUCACCCUGAGCUAGCAGAAGGACAUGAACAGACCCCAACAACCGUGGCACCCUCAGACUUGACUACGACCGAUGAUGCCUCCAUUGGAGACGCUGCUCUCCCGAACAACGGCCUGCAUACCCUGCCUCUGCUGAGUGAAGGUCCAGGGAACCCCGCGGCGGCGCUUGGAGGGUUUGGGUAUCACGAGUCUCGAGAAGACAACCACGAAGAGCCAGGAGACGGUGAACAAUCGUCCCCAAUACUAAGAGAAUUCAUCGUCACCCUGCCUAUGGCUGCCAGUACCCGCGCACAGUAUCUCAAGACAAUCUCUGACAACAAGGCAACCAUGAUUGAGUUCGGCGAGGUGUUUACGCGUUCGUUCACAAGGCUGCCCAGCGACUCGUUGGUGAGAAGAAUAGAUGCCGUCUUUGAACGCUUUCUAGAGCUCUGCGACCUACCGGCUUAUGCCGACACGUUUGCCCCAAUGAAAAAGGGAGAGAUGUCGAGGCACGCGACAAACUCAAACCCCAAAUUUUCCUUCAUUCACGAGUUUUUGAAUUUGCUGAAGAAUACGAAAAUCUGCAUAUUGAUUAUCUCUCGACCUGGCCGCACAUUCGACUAUCUAGAAGCGGUCGUAUCUGCCGGAGGUAUUCAUCACCAAGUCCUCGGUCGAGAAACCCCGAUUAGUCCUACUGUAUCAGGCGGGCCGAAUGGGUUGAAGGUUAUCUUGGCCGCGUCGGGUCAGGAUUUGAGCUUAAUCAACGGAGGCGUCCAGGUUGUCAUUGCUUUCGAUCAUGCUGCUAGGGAAGUCAGCUUGCCACAGACCUUAGGCUACGAUGAGUUGACACCCUUAGUUCUCAACCUUGUUGUUACGUACUCGCUUGAGCAUAUCGAUAUGCAGCUGGGGUCUGGCUUGGACGGUCUCGAGCGCAAGAAUGCGCUAAACAUUGCGAUCGCUUCGGCUCAAGAUAUCCUAAAGAACCCCGAGCCCGGAUAUUCAGAGCCGCACGAGAUAGCCGAGAUCUUCGCCAGUUUUCUUAAAAACCGAGGCGAUGACCCGGAUUGGGAACCUCAGGCUCUCCCAAGUAACCUUUUUGAACAUUGGCUGAGCACGCAGGGUACCCAAGGGUCCCAGGCCGAGGAGUCUCAAUCCCAAGAUGGACUGAGCGUGCGUAAACGCGCAAAUGACAACGUUGAAGGAGGACCUUCAAAACGUUUGAGGGUUCUCGAUGCUCAGCAACCCGCACACAACAAUGCUCCAGCACGAAUGAGCGACUUGCUGAAGAGCACGCUCGCAAAGUACAUGCCUGCUGGCAAUACCCGCAUUCAUCUGACUGAGGUGCCUAUUGAGCAGCUUGAGCUCAUGGCGUGUAAGAUUGCGGAAUUGGAGAAUCUUCUUCAUACGCAGGCGAAUGCCGAAGCGAUCUUACACGUGUGCGUCAAAACCCUUGAAGAGGAGCGCGAUUCUUACAAACGUACAGUCCAGACCACACAGCCAAAAUACAUGCAGGCUUUGAAGGACCGAGGAACGUUUGAGUUAGAACACAAGAAAGCCAUUGACGAUGCGAAUACGGCCAAGAAACGGCUUGAGGCAGCCAGGGUGGAAGCGGCAACUCUGAAAAAGCAGAUCAAGGACCUCCAAUCCGACAAAUCCAACGCCGCCUUGGCCAACUCGUCAAACCCUGAAGUUGCCGGGCUUUCCCUGGCUCGGAAAGAUCUCGAGGAGGCGCAAUCUAAGGCGCAAAGUCUGGAAAAGAAACUUGCCAGUGCUCAGAAGGAAACAGAGUAUAGCCGCGCGGCCUACCAGGACGCGUCCAACUCGUUUGUCGAGCUCAAGGCAGAGAACCAAGAGCUGCGUGCGAAGGUGGAAAUUCUGGCGAAGCGAGCGGACGAGAAUCUCGUGCGGAUUCACCAAAUCAAUGCAGACAACCAGGUAGACGCAACGCGCAGGCAGACGGAUAAGCUCCACGCCAUCAUACGGGAACGGGAGCGAGAGAUUGAGCGCGCUAGAGAUGAGCUGCGCGUAAUCAGGUCCGGGCGACGCGAGACUCGGCAGGUUAGUGUUCCGCGGAGUCCGCGCCCCGGUGUCAUGAGUCCACGACCUAGCCGGGCUGUCGUUGGCGGCGCCGGAAGCCGAGGCACUAGUCCUGCCCCGUUUGACGGUGCUGCCGGCCCCGCCACAACAGUCCCAGGAAUGACUUUCAACAAUGGUCGCUGGCCACAUCUCCGAGACUAG